AUGCAAUAUGUCUCCACCGAUCACUCCUCUAUUAGCAAUCUACGAUCUUUCAUCAUGGCUGAAUCUGCAUCAAAUGUCCCAAGUGCCGAGUUAUUGGAAUUUCCAAAAAAAGACAAGCGUCGUUUCCUACACGCGGUCUAUCGUGUUGGUGAUCUUGAACGCAGCAUAAAAUUUUACACAGAAGCUUUUGGGAUGAAAUUAUUGAGGCAAAGAGACAUACCAGAGGAGAAGUACUCAAAUGCUUUUCUCGGAUUUGGUCCAGAAGAAUCAAACUUUGCUGUGGAGCUUACUUACAAUUACGGAGUGGAUAAGUAUGACAUAGGAACUGGAUUUGGGCAUUUUGCAAUUGCCACCUCAGAUGUUUAUAAACUUGCUGAAGAUAUUAAGGCUAAAGGUGGAACUAUUACAAGGGAAGCGGGACCCGUUAAAGGUGGAACAAGUGUAAUUGCUUUUGCUAAAGAUCCUGAUGGUUAUCUUUUUGAGCUCAUUGAAAGAGGAGGAACUCCUGAACCCCUUUGUCAAGUGAUGCUUCGUGUUGGUGAUCUUGAUAGAUCAAUUAAGUUCUAUGAGAAGGCAUUGGGGAUGCAAUUAUGUAGGAAAAUUGAUAGACCAGAACAAAAGUACACUUUGGCAAUGAUGGGGUAUGCAGAAGAAAAGGAAACAACUGUUUUGGAGCUCACAUACAAUUAUGGUGUAACUGAAUAUACCAAAGGAAAUGCAUAUGCACAGGUUGCAAUUAGUACAAGUGAUGUGUAUAAAAGUGGUGAAGUUGUUAAUCAUGUUAUCAAAGAGCUUGGUGGAAAGGUAACAAGGCAGCCUGGACCAAUUCCUGGGAUCAAUACUAAAAUCACUGCUUUUCUUGAUCCAGAUGGUUGGAAAACGGUUCUGGUUGACAAUGAAGACUUUUUGAAAGAACUUCACAAGAAAGAGUAACUGGUGUAGUUGAGAAUGCAAUCCUGAUGAAUAAAGUUAUGUGACAUUUUUGACACAUAUCAUAUCAACUCUAUAUGUCAUGUGGACCUUCUUGUUUGAGUAAUUAUAAUAAUAUAAUAUAUAAUAUAAAUGGAUUACGGUUUUGGGGCUC
Molecule: messenger RNA, 1084 nt
Organism: Lactuca virosa
Lineage: Eukaryota; Viridiplantae; Streptophyta; Magnoliopsida; Asterales; Asteraceae
Source: the annotation of a GenBank genome assembly